Molecule: messenger RNA, 1566 nt
Organism: Lachancea thermotolerans CBS 6340
Lineage: Eukaryota; Fungi; Ascomycota; Saccharomycetes; Saccharomycetales; Saccharomycetaceae
Gene: RIM21
Product: Rim21p
Exons: 1
Coding region: 1-1566 (521 amino acids)
Biological process (GO): cellular response to pH
Cellular component (GO): plasma membrane
Source: RefSeq, a predicted model, not a curated record
AUGGUGAAAAAGACUUCUUGGAGGUACAGCCAGGUGCCGAAAGAAUACCAGAGCUGCGGGGGUAUUGAUUUAGGGAAUGGUGUUCUCAUAUGGAAAAACAAGUGGCAACCCGUGGCCUACUUCGACAGCGUGCGUUUCACAAGCUACUGCGAUGAAGGAAACCCAGUAUAUUCGUCACUGAAACGAAAUAGACUAUCCUUUCCUUACUCAAAAGCGCUCCAAAGGGAUUGGCAUACUUUCAUCACCAGCGGGAAUGAUCGGGGGCCUUUCAAAUACAGCAUAUAUGCAAUAAUCAUGUCAUUCACAACAAAUUUCGUGAUAACUCUUUUCCUGACGGUCAUAGUUUUCAUCACUAUCCGACAAAAGCCGCACCGCGGCGCAUCCAAUUUGCUGAAACUCGGGAGUACCCUUGCGUCUGUGAACCUUGCUAUCUUCAUAAGCAAAGCUCUCAAGGUCCUACACCAAGACCACAUCUACAAGGGGGUGGUCUCCACGGAAAGGGUGCUAGACCUGCUCUGGAUGGAUCUCACUUUCACGUGCCUAGACUUAUUGGUUGUUCUUAUAUGCCAGCUAUGUCAAGUUCAGAUCAUAAUGCGCCUUUUCUCUCGCGUCAAAGAAAAAAGAACUGUGUUCCUGGUGGGGGUUACUCUCUCCAUCAUCUCGCAGGUUCUAUGGGCCAUUCCAACUCUGGCACAGUCUAUUAAUGAUAAUUUUUCAGGCCUCUCCUACGAUGCGGAUGGCUUGACGCUACUGUCGCCAUUUGUGUACCUGUUCCGCAUAGCGCUCGCAGCUUCUUACGCGUGCAUUAUCUGUUUCAACAUGUUCAAUAAAAGGCACCUCUGCUUUCUAUAUCAGCGAAUGAUGAUUCUAACUUUGCUAGCUCUCAUCAUUGUACUUUUACAGCCAGGGUUCUUUGUCGCAGAUGUUGCUAAUAUCUGGGUCGAUGACCUCAGCGAAAUCUUCAAUACCACUUGCUAUGUGGGUUCUGCGGUUAUCGUGUGGGAAUGGGUGGACCACAUACUCAUCCUCGAACGGAAGGUGCAGGCUCAGAGCGUUUUAGGGCGUCCAGUUUACGAAGACGACCAGGAAGAUUACCACUUUGCAAAAUACGCUUUAAAGGUGCAGGACGCCAUAUCGCGAGAUAGCGAAACUGGAGAAAUCGGAAGUCGGAAUGACACGGCUAAUAGCGGCACGGAGGAGCAGAGAGUUCGGUGGCAAUACGGCGACGAUACCCCUCCAAGAGACACCAACAAGGUUGAGUUUAACGAGCCUCAACCUCUCAAGAACGUUAUUCUCGAGAAGUGCAGCAGGAUUUGGGACGGAAUGAUAUACUACACCGACCAUUUCAUCGUCAAAGGAUUGGUAAUAAAAACAUUGAGCAUACACUCUAAAAGCAGCAGCGAUGAUCACAGAAAAAGGAAGGCCAAAGUCCGGAGGAGAAUUGGACUAGAUAGGCCUAACGAAGUGUAUGUUUACGCUACGAGAGACGUUGUAUUUGACUCAGACGAAGAUGAGGCCGAAAGCAAUCAAGGUUCAAGUGUUGAUGAGGAAAGAGAUUUUCCCUAG